GUAAAAUUAGUUGGCUAUACAUAUAUGUAGUUAUUUGUUGCACUAAACCCCAAAUAAUUGAAAAACUUUUAUUUCAUUGGAAAAUCUUAAGCGUACUCAUACCUUGUGCUCAUUUUUAUUUUUUCUGAUGAUCCUCGAUGCUUAUUAGUCCCCCCUCCCCCCAUGUUUAUUUUAAUGGUUUGUUCACAGUUGGUUUCUUAUGAUUAGUCACUUUAAUAUUGUUGGGUAUAAGGAUAGUUUGAGGAACCUAAUCAACCCCAAAGACUAUAAGUCCCUAGCAAAAUUAUAUGAUAGGGACGUACUAGGAAAGGUUUCUUAAGAUGGUCAGACCCUUUUUAAUUAAUUUUUCAUUUAAAAAAUAUUUUUAGGUAUUUUUAAUUAAAAAAGCUUUCUUUCUUUCUCCUAAUUUUAAAAAAUCUUUCAACAAAAAAAUUCCCAAGAAAAAUGAGUAACAGCAGUGGAUUUAUUGAUAAUUUAAGUAUUUCUGAUAAUGAUAAUCACUCAAAUGGUUCCCCUAUUCCUAAAGAAGAAAAAAUUGCAGAGAGAAUUGGAAAACAAAAUAUUGGAUUGAAAGUUCCUUCACCAAUACCUCCGGCAGCUAUUGCACAGAGACCACAAUUAAAUGAAAUGGUAAAAGCCUAUGAACAAAUAAUAAGUCAUGUAGGUGAAGAUAUUAACAGACAAGGUUUACAAAAAACACCGUUUCGUGCUGCUAAAGCAAUGCUUUACUUUACUAAAGGAUAUGAAGAAAAUUUUGAUGAUGUUUUAAAUGAAGCUGUUUUUGAUGAAGAUACCGAUGAAAUGGUAAUUGUUCGCGAUAUAGAAAUGUUUUCUUUAUGUGAACACCAUUUAGUUCCUUUUCUUGGGAAAGUACAUAUUGGCUAUUUACCAAAUAAAAAAGUACUUGGAUUAAGUAAAUUAGCUCGAUUAGUUGAAAUGUUUAGUAGAAGAUUACAAGUACAAGAAAGAUUAACAAAACAAAUAGCCGCAGCUGUUUUGCAAGCUGUACAUCCGUCGGGGGUUGGUGUUGUUAUUGAAGCUAGCCAUAUGUGUAUGGUUAUGAGGGGAGUCCAAAAAAUAAAUGCAACAACAACAACUUCUUGUAUGUUGGGAGUUUUUAGAGAUGAUCCAAAAACUAGAGAAGAAUUUUUAACAUUAAUUAAAAAAUAAUGAAGUGAAAUUUAAAGAAAAAUAAAAGAAAAUUUUAAAGGAAUUAAAAGAUUUUGUAUUAAAAAGUACUAAAUUAUAAUUUUGUUUGUAUAAAAAUAAAAGAAAAAAAUUUAUUUAAAAAAUAUUUUUUUAAGAUUUAAUAAAUCAUUUUAUCUUAUACUAACAUAUCUCCUCUAUUUUAAAUAAAAAAUAAAAUGUAAACCCGGAUCUCGAAAUAUGUAUAGACUCCCAUGAUGAAUAACGAUAGGUCAAUUCCUGGAAAACCACAAUUCCCGACACAUAACCCCAAUCAGGGAUGAGCGCAUUGCGUCCUGUAUUAUUUGCGUUAAAAUUUGGCCUUGCGUU
Meloidogyne enterolobii is the source of this 1515-nucleotide messenger RNA. The record is from the annotation of a GenBank genome assembly. NCBI's taxonomy places the organism in Eukaryota, Metazoa, Nematoda, Chromadorea, Rhabditida, Meloidogynidae.